This is a messenger RNA of Saccostrea cuccullata (small rock oyster), 515 nucleotides long. RefSeq lists its product as uncharacterized. The record is from RefSeq and is a predicted model, not a curated record. NCBI's taxonomy places the organism in Eukaryota, Metazoa, Mollusca, Bivalvia, Ostreida, Ostreidae. The transcript is spliced from 4 exons. The coding region runs from base 144 to 485 and encodes 113 amino acids.
GGAAUCUUGGGUACGUUUCUAUACUUUUUAUGCAGAUAACGAUCCAUAUAAUAGAGAAAAUAUUCAAGGAGGACUAAUCCAUAUAUUUAACGCCAGGUGUAAUUUUUAUUACAAAAACUUUAAACUUCAUCAUCGCUUUUAUCAUGAAAGUAAAGGAAUAUUCGUCCUUUCUGGGUCACUUGUCUUCAGAGACCACUUUAGCAGGAACUACGAUAGCAGUGUUGACAAUUCUAGUCUGCAUUCUGUUAAAAUGUUAUGUAACAAAGAAAACCCGAGAAGAUCCUGGUGGUAAAGCAAAACAAGGCAGGCCAUCCAAAUAUUUCCUAACAGUAUUCAGUCUAUACCCAGCUCCUUGGAAUUUACCCAUCACCUUAAAAUCCAUUUUCACUCCUCAGACCCACAGAUCAGUAUUGGAAUUAGAUAUUACUGAAGAAACAGACUCCAAGACGGGAAAACCUGUCUGCAGAUUUUGUAUUAAAAAAUAAAAGGUCUUCGUCAAGGAGACGUUUCCUUUC